Chlorella variabilis is the source of this 966-nucleotide messenger RNA. RefSeq lists its product as hypothetical. The coding region runs from base 1 to 966 and encodes 321 amino acids. The transcript has 8 exons. The record is from RefSeq and is a predicted model, not a curated record. Lineage: Eukaryota; Viridiplantae; Chlorophyta; Trebouxiophyceae; Chlorellales; Chlorellaceae.
AUGCAGUAUGUCCUCCCCGCUGGAUCUGCUGAGGCCACCAGCAUCGACUGCCGGUGGAGGGACCAGUUCAUCCUGAACACUUCGCAGGUGGCAGCAUCUGGCAGCGUGCUGUAUGUUGUCGGUGCUCGCGCUUUGGCUUACUCUGACCCUGUGCCCAGUGGCGUAGGAAUUGCCGGCACGGUGGUGCGCAACGCGACGGGGAACCUGUGGCAGCAGCAGUUGCCGCUGAACCUGACUGCGCAAGCCAAAGCGGGCUGGAACAAGAUCACGCUGCAAGGCAAAGCGGACUCAAUCAACACUCUCACAACGUCAAGUGGCCUACUCCAGCAGACCACGGGUGUAACCAGCAUGACGCUGUCCGCAGCCACCGCAGCCGACCAGCCCUUCCUGCUGCUCUCAUUUGAUCUGUCCUUCCUGGCUGCCAGAGGCGUCACGAUCAUCAAUGCCACGGUGUUCCUGAGACUGACGGCAACUGGCGGAGCGGCCAUGACGCAGGACGUCGUUGGUAGCGGCCGGCUGCUGCCAGCCAGAGACACCAAUGGCUAUGUGGAGCUACGGCUCGAUGCGAAGUAUGCCGGCCGCUACGCCGGCAAGUCCCGCCUCCUGCAACUGGCAGUAGCGAUGGCCCGGCUUCCCGGCGGCCACCAGCGCCUGCUGGGUGUCGUGGCAGCGGCGGUGCUGCUGGUGAUGCUGAUCGGCGCGGGCACCGGCACGCUCCCACCCGUGCUGGACGCCACGCCUGCUGCCACGGGCAUUUUCGCCACCUGCGUGGCUGCGGUGUACUGUUGCCCGUGGCGCCCUCGCCAGCGCCGCUCGCGCCCCUUCCCUUGGCGGCGCGCCGUGGAUGAAGGGAGCGAUGAGGAUGUGCCUCCUCGGCGCAUGCGGCGCAAGGCGGCUGUGAAGGCAAACCGCGGCGAGUGGCUCUGGCUCGUGAUACGCGCCUUUGCCAUGGCCGUUGUUUAUUGA